CCGCAGUGGUCGGGCGCGUGUGCGCAGGGCCGCUCCCCCCGCCCCCCGCCCCGCUGCCGCCCCCGGCCCCCGCCCCCGGCCCCGCUCCUCGCAGCCCCCGCCGCGGCCAUGGCCGACGAGCUGGACUUCACCACGGGCGACGCCGGCGCCUCCUUCACCUACCCCAUGCAGUGCUCGGCGCUGCGGAAGAACGGCUUCGUGGUGCUCAAGGGGCGCCCCUGCAAGAUCGUCGAGAUGUCCACCUCCAAGACGGGCAAGCACGGCCACGCCAAGGUCCACUUGGUUGGAAUCGAUAUUUUCACUGGUAAAAAAUAUGAAGAUAUUUGCCCAUCAACUCAUAAUAUGGAUGUUCCAAAUAUCAAGAGGAAUGAUUAUCAACUGAUUGGUAUUCAGGAUGGGUAUCUCUCCCUGCUGACAGAAAGUGGUGAAGUUCGUGAGGAUCUAAAGCUGCCAGAAGGUGAUCUUGGUAAAGAAAUAGAAGGAAAAUUCAAUGCCAGUGAAGAUGUGCAGAUAUCUGUCAUAAGUGCAAUGAAUGAAGAAUGUGCUGUAGCCAUAAAGCCUUGCAAAUAAAGAGGAUCACCAGGCUCGGGCAACUGCUCAGGUCUGGACAAAUCACAGAUCUUUAAAUUUGGUUCUGAUUGUCACCAAAGCUCUGGCCUUCACAAGCAACCUCAUUUCUUUUUUGAAUUGUUAAAAAGCAGUGCUGGAUUCUGGAUUAGUGUUGCAGGCUAACUGGCAGUUUUCAAAAUCACUGAGAUUUUAAUUCCUUAAUUGUAACUAUUUUAACAUUCCUGUGGGUUUCAGCUAUGGAUCUGAGAAACCAAUCAGGUGUUACUAGUGGAUAUAUUUUUAUUUGCUUGAGCAAAACAGUGUUUGUCUGUAUGAACAGACAAAAUACAGUAUUCAGGGGCUUUUAGAUAAGCUAGUAGGUAUCUAGGAUUAUAAAGUGACCUAGAGCACAAAUAGUAUUUUUCUUGACAUAUUUACAUAGAACUGACAAUAAAAGUAGCUUUUUUUUUUUUUAAGCUUAAAGUAUUUUGUGGAUUGGGACUCUUGCAGAAUUGUAGGUGCCAAUCACAAGUUUUAGACCAAGAAACUCAAGUGAUCAAAAAUGCCAGCUGGCUUGACAAAGCCCCCGUGGCCAUGUGCAACUUAACUGUAUUACCUCUGUACUCUUCUUUGCCAAUUUGUUGGCUUAUUGUAAUGUUAAAUGGUGUCAAAGCCUACCUUUGGUUUAGGCAGGCAAUUGGAAUAUUGGGUAGAUAUGGUAUAGAAAGGUUAAGGAAACACAAAGGUGAGAUGGAUGUUAAAGCUAUAGACUUUCACUCGAGGCCUUUGUCAGACUUGAAAAAUAAAAACAGAAAAAUGCAGUUCAAUGGCUUUCCUCUAUUGUAUUUAUCUUAACUAUAAAAGGUGACAAACUCCAUGGGAAUCUGUUGCAGUGCUUCCAGCUUCAGGUUUUAAUCUUCAGGUUCAGACCAUAUUUUUGUAGCACAAGGACCACAUGUUUUUCAAAAAGUGGGACAAAUUGUAGCACUGACCCUAAACUAAAUGCAUGUGAUUCUUGUUGAAAAGUAAAACAAAACUAUAUUAUAUUCAAAAUACAGACUUGACAGACAAUACUGAACAACCAUGGCUUAAUUAUAGGAGUAAAUGCUACAUAGUUUAGAAAGCUAGCUCCUAUCCAUAGGAGUUUUUUGAUUCAUUAAAACACACGUGCAUGCCUCUAACUUGUUAGCAGCUUAACAGGCAAACAAAGCUUUACAGAACUAGUCACAGAAGGACAACCAGCCUGCUCCUGUUUAUAGUGUUACACAUGAAUUCUAAUUGUUAGUGUCCCCUAAUAAGGGAGGAACUUCUUAGCCCAUGGCUCAAACCUCUCUGUAGUUCAUAAAUUGAAUUGUUUCAUAAACUUAAGCUUUAGUAGCUGUUGGCUAAUUGAGGAUAACUUGUCCUCAAUUGACACUUGACAGGCUGGUCUGGACGGCAUGCACAAUUCAUACUCUGUUGGCAGUAAGAGUCAGACUUCAUGCUGCUGUUAACUACUUAAAAGGUUUUGAGCUUAGUGGUAUGUACUCUCUAAUUCCCAAAGGGCUCACGGCAACUUUCCUGAUCUUGCCCUUGUACCUGCUGUGUUAGGGCUUAACAAAUCUUGGAGGCCUAUAUAGGUGGCAAAAACAUGCAUUUCCCAUAGCCUUCUCAUGACAGGGAGAAGAGCACAAUGAAGGUAAAGACAGCAAUAAAUAUACUCUGGUAAUAAAGCACAGUUACCUGUGAAACCUGGCAGAUGUAGGAUACUGCUACAUGCUCUUGCCUAGCACAGUAAGCAUCGUAGGUGAACUCUAUAAAUAGCAUCUUGACUGAAAUGACAGACUGCUUUUAAAAAAGCUAUAGAUGGAAGAGAUUGAAAUGCUUUCAGAAUAGUUUUGGAGUGCAUGCUUAGUAGUUUAAGCUUAUCUGCACUGUGGUCCUUUUGGCCUCCCCAUCAAACUGAUAUCUAAAAGAUAGGCUUUGUUUAGUUUAGAGAUGACUGAAACCGUUGAUAAUGGUGUUAAUGAUGUCCAAUGAAGAGUCAUAGGCUGUUGUAUCAAACUUAACCUAAGUUCUAGAUGCUAUCACUGUAUUAAAAAUGCUUCUAAAAUGCUUGAAAAUAGUAAGACCUGGAUUUAUCCUUCCAAGAGUACUUUCAUCCACUUUUAGGUGACUGUCUAUCCUCUGGAACGUGUUGAUGCCACCGGUCUACAACCUAAGCAUUUACUUAGACUAAGUUCUUUGGGACAAGGGCUGUUUUUGUCUAGUUUCUACAGUAGAGUCCUGAUCUGCCUGGUAUUUUCAGGUACUACAGCAAUCUAAAGAUAAAUGUUUUAUGGCCUCCAGCUUUCUGGAAGAGCCCUUCUUGGGAUUUAAAGAUGUCCUUCUAUUCCUACCUUCAGUUCUUCAAGAUUUAGAUGGUUCAGUACUUCAAUAUAGGUUUGUUCUAAUUAUAUACUCGUCUUUUGUGAAGCACUUCAGAUGCUGUGGAAGUGCAGAGCAUUGGCUCAUCAUGCAUGAAGCUUCCCAUAGGUAAUACAUAAACCUGUGGUUUAGCAUGAAUCUUAAGCAUAAUCUCUAAGUUUCAGUAAGAAGUUGCUUCUAAAUUAGAGCAAAUAUUUCAGCCAUUUUUUCAAAGUAAGAUGUUUCAGUUUACUUUCAUAAUUACUUGCAACAACCUUUUGUUUGUGAUCAACAGUCCAUGUAAGUGCAUAUUUUUAAGAUACCUAUGUUUAGGGAAAUUCUACUCUAAGCUUUACAUUAAAACAAACCUUAUCCAUCUAUUUGUUUUGUAGCACUAUCUUAACACUUUAAGCUGUGUCAAAACCUAAAACUACAAACUUUUAGUAGCUGAUGCAAUUGUUUAAUAUAAAUUGUUUAAUAUAAAGGCUGUGAAAACCAGAAGGUGAAGAAAAGUAUUUCCACUCCUAAUAAUGCAUUUCUUUUUUAUGGCUACAGUUUGGUGAGUUUCUCUUACUACUUUACAGAAUUGGGAAAACUGAAGUGUUUCCUGCCUCAAAUAUUGGCAAAUAAUAUUUCAAGAUUUCAAUAGAUCCUUCUAAUUUUUGCUUAUAAUGGUGGUUUUUCAACUAGGCUCUUGCUAGUUGAGCCAUGUUCUCAGGGCUGUUUGUUUUUUUUUUUUCUUUUUCUUUUUCUUUUUUUUUUUUUUUUUUUUUUAAGAAGUUGGCUGAAUUUCAUUAUUUUAAUGUAACAGCUUUCAAGCCUCUUGCAGGUUUUUCUAAUCCAUGAUGUACCCAAAAUGGUGCAUAGUCUGUAGUUUCACAAUACAGGUUAUUUUACAUAAUCUAAAGAAGUCAAUUUGUUGACAGUUCAAACUUAAUGGUUACUGCAGGUCAGUCUUACAGAAUUCAAAAGCCAAUAAACAUGACUUUUUUUUUUGGUUGAGUAAUUAGAAUGUAGUUUGUUACAAUAGAAGUAAACUUCAGGAAAAAAAAACUUGUUGAGGAUGUUUGGAGUAUCUGAAUUACACGCUGGGAGUUUUGAUGGAGGCGAAGCUCUUGGAGGUGAUGUGCGGGGUGCGCGGCGCUGCGUUCGGCCGUCGAGCGCGACGUGCCGAGAACGUCUCCAGUCUCCAACGUCUGCGAUCUAGCCCUAAAGUAUUUGGCAUCUGAGAGUAACUGUUGUGGACUUAACGCCUAGUUAAUCUAAAUGUUUGCUGUGUAUUACUGUAUCACCGAGACACCUCCUUGUUCUCGGUCAUCUUUUGUUGUGUUGUAAACAUAACCAUUAUUCAGUGUAUGUUGGAAAAUGUCGGGAGAAUGAGGAUGAGGGACUUAGCUGAUCCUAGCAAAAAGGGGAAAAAAAAAAAAAAAAAAAAAAGCCUGUAAACUUGUAAACUAUGAUCUGUGAGUCGACAGUAGGCCUGCUGGUGAUCAGCUGGAAGGGUUUGAAUGUUCAUGUAUUUUAAAGGUAUGUUUUUAACACCAUUUAAAAACCAGAGUUUGGAAGGUGUAUGUCUGUUUCCCACUUCGCAAAUAAAUAAAAAAAAUCUCAGUGUUGUGAAAA
Molecule: messenger RNA, 4557 nt
Organism: Rhea pennata
Lineage: Eukaryota; Metazoa; Chordata; Aves; Rheiformes; Rheidae
Gene: EIF5A2
Product: eukaryotic translation initiation factor 5A2
Exons: 5
Coding region: 109-570 (153 amino acids)
Biological process (GO): positive regulation of translational elongation; translational elongation; positive regulation of translational termination
Molecular function (GO): translation elongation factor activity; ribosome binding; RNA binding
Source: RefSeq, a predicted model, not a curated record